GCAAGGGCCGACCCCUCUCCUGCUCCUUCUCCCGCUCCGUCCGCCGCUCGGCCCCGCCGCUCCUCCGCGGUGUGCCGACCCUUCCCCUUUCAGCCGCCCGGUUGGCCUGACUGUCCGUGCAAACCGACAACGUCUGCGUUUGUGUCAACCUUCCCGAGUGUCCCUAGCAAGUCACAGGCAGCUCCAGGCUAGCCACAGCACGUGAGAUUUCUUGCCCGGUAGCAGCACUGGUAGACAAAGCGAGCUACGGUUAGUGCAGAGUUAAAGCCAUGGCACUGAAGCAGGUUUCCAGCAACAAAUGCUUUGAGGGUUUCCAGAAGGUGUUUGAACAUGACAGUGCGGAGCUAAAAUGCAAAAUGAAAUUUGGAAUCUACCUGCCUCCAAAAGCAGAAACCGGGAAGUGUCCUGUGCUGUAUUGGCUCUCAGGGUUAACUUGCACGGAACAGAAUUUUAUAACGAAAGCUGGUUUUCAUCAAGCUGCAGCUGAACAUGGCCUUAUUGUAGUCGUGCCAGACACAAGCCCACGUGGCUGCAAUAUUGAAGGAGAAGAUGAAAGCUGGGAUUUUGGCACCGGUGCUGGUUUUUAUGUGGAUGCAACUGAAGAUCCUUGGAAAACAAACUAUAGGAUGUAUUCUUACAUAAAGGAUGAGCUGCCUAAACUAAUAAAUGCCAAUUUUCCAACUGAUCCUGAACGGAUGUCUAUUUUUGGGCAUUCCAUGGGAGGUCAUGGAGCUCUUAUUCUUGCUCUGAAGAAUCCUGGAAAGUACAAAUCUGUAUCAGCAUUUGCUCCUAUCUGCAACCCUAUUCAGUGUCAGUGGGGGAAGAAAGCCCUUGGUGGAUAUCUGGGAUCAGAUGUAAGCAAAUGGGAGGCAUACGAUGCUACACAACUUGUGAAGUCCUAUCCAAACUCUCACCUGGACAUAUUGAUUGAUCAAGGCAAAGAUGACCAGUUUCUAUCCGCAGGCCAGUUACUGCCCGAUAACUUCAUCGCUGCCUGCACAGAGCAGAAAAUCCCAGUUGUCUUUAGGCUGCAGCAGGGUUAUGAUCACAGCUAUUUUUUUAUUGCUACAUUUAUUAAUGACCACAUCAAACACCACGCAAAAUGCCUCAAUGCUUGAACCAUUUGGAUGUGAGCGUCGUUUGUCCAAUAUGAAUCAAGGGAUAGAGGUGAACUAAACAAAAAAUUAUUUGCUGACAUAGUGUCUGUAAAAUGGAGCUCUUCUCACUGUACUGCUGAGAAAAAUAAAAGUCCCACUUAAUUUGA
This is a messenger RNA of Harpia harpyja (harpy eagle), 1264 nucleotides long. RefSeq names its product esterase D (gene ESD). Gene Ontology annotation, cellular component: cytosol. Gene Ontology annotation, biological process: formaldehyde catabolic process. Gene Ontology annotation, molecular function: S-formylglutathione hydrolase activity. The record is from RefSeq and is a predicted model, not a curated record. The coding region runs from base 270 to 1118 and encodes 282 amino acids. The transcript has 10 exons. NCBI's taxonomy places the organism in Eukaryota, Metazoa, Chordata, Aves, Accipitriformes, Accipitridae.